Messenger RNA from Fomitiporia mediterranea MF3/22, 1279 nucleotides. RefSeq lists its product as uncharacterized. The record is from RefSeq and is a predicted model, not a curated record. The transcript is spliced from 2 exons. Bases 66 to 314 code for a protein of 82 amino acids. Lineage: Eukaryota; Fungi; Basidiomycota; Agaricomycetes; Hymenochaetales; Hymenochaetaceae.
CAUCCCCAUCCCCAUCCUCACCCACAUCCGUAUCCUCUCUCUCUUCCUCCCAUCAUUUCUCAAACAUGGUCACCGGUCUCGAGUUUCUGAGGAUCGCGUGUGGACCUGUUCAACCACGGCCGUACAAAUUCGACCCGUCCGGUCUUGUGCAUCAGUUUCCAGGCUGCCAUAACCAGCAGUACAUGGCUAAGUACGCUAGUCUUGCAGCCGUACCCCUCUUCGUACAGGCUUCAGUAAAGUUGCACCAUCCCCGCCCGUUGAGGCGAUUCGCGCAUAUGGAGGCGCUGGCGCGGUUUGAGCAAGUUCGUGCAUAACUACCGUGCUUUUCCACAUAAUUACUUACCACUUCACUCCAGAUCGCGCAGGACAUGGAUUGUGAUGAGCCUGCCGCGGACGUGACUGCCUUUCUAACGGCAAUACCGCGCCGUCCAAAUCCGGAUGCACUCCGCCCGGAUGAGGAGAGCAAGCUUCAAAUGAAAGACCGUGUCAUUGGACGUCCAGUUCGUGGAGGAGACGGGUAUCGUAAGUAGCCGUUAUUUCCACUGGCCACACAGACAUCUCAACCGUAUCCAGCUGCACCGCGUGCCUCUAGUGGCAUUGCAUGUGUCAAUCCCUGUCUAACGGGUCAUUUCCCCAAGUACACGGAGCAUCGUAAUGCUUGGGGCCAUGGCCCACGUCCAGACGGUCCCCCUAGGCCGACCUUCGCUCUCAUUAGGGGAACGAUGCAGAGGAUCGCACCAGGUGCCAGUUCAGUCCCGGCAACUCUUGGCUUAUUUGACUGCUUCGCGAAGUGAAGCAGUCCAGUAGGCUCGGGACCGUUUGCAGUCAUAAAUCCCGUUCUUAGCUGUGAGAGAGACUUGCUCAGUUGCACAAAGGCAAAAGACACAUUGAUAACGAAGUAAAGCGAUCUUAACGCCGCUCCAAUGAAAUUUGAUCCAUUUCCUGAAAGUUCUUUGGAAGUAUGAUCAAAAGUGUGAGAGCUUAUCACAGAUUCGUGACGCAGUGGGAAGAAAGAAAACUGGUUGAUUUUAGAUCGACGCAGACCACAGCAAGACCCCAAACGAAGUGAUUAUGGUGAUCGGACAUCAUACCUUUUCCACAUUCCCUGUGUCAAAUACGGUGAUAGCUAGCUGCCUAUGGAUAGCCGCUGAUGCCACUCUUCAGCGAGCAAGAGAUGGACGAGAAUUUGUCGUCUGUCGUCGUCAGUCGGAUGCUCAAAUGGAUGGUCUGGAGAGUACGGCUGCAUCGGAGCAGAGCUCAGUUCACAUGUCAGAAUGAG